UCUCUUUAAUGCUGGACAUACCCCCGCUAGUGCGUAUAAUACAUACAUGGAAGAAAUUCAACUAAAAUAUGACAAUAAUGAAGUAGUGCUAGCUGAUAGAGCAAUUUGUCCACAUAAACAUGAUAUCUAUAAUCUCCAGUGA
Ambispora leptoticha is the source of this 142-nucleotide messenger RNA. The record is from the annotation of a GenBank genome assembly. NCBI's taxonomy places the organism in Eukaryota, Fungi, Glomeromycota, Glomeromycetes, Archaeosporales, Ambisporaceae.